Talaromyces rugulosus is the source of this 819-nucleotide messenger RNA. RefSeq lists its product as uncharacterized. Bases 1 to 819 code for a protein of 272 amino acids. The record is from RefSeq and is a predicted model, not a curated record. The transcript has a single exon. NCBI's taxonomy places the organism in Eukaryota, Fungi, Ascomycota, Eurotiomycetes, Eurotiales, Trichocomaceae.
AUGUUCGAAACUCUACCUCAACACGCACAACACCCGCAACCCUUUCAGCUUUUUCAGCAGCAAAGCCCUCAUUUCCAUACCCCGUGGAUGCCGGCUUCCCCGUCGCCGUUGGGGUCAUGUAACGCUAAUAUUCCGCGCGCAGCGAUCUUUUCGUCGAAGAUGGGGGGCAGUGGAACGAAUAAUCAGACUGCUACUAGUACUACUACUACAACGGGGAAGGAGAAUCACGUCGAAGGGAAUACCCAGAAUAUAUUUUCUAGUAGCACGUCGUCGUCCUCCUCGCCACGACAAUCCACGUUCGAACAACGCUUCAAAUCAUCCUCAUCAUCACGUCCAUUCGCGCGUAUCUUUGGGUCUUCGUCGUCCGAAGGUGGCACAGCAGCAUCGGCACGCGCCAACAAGCACCGCGCUCUCUUCCUGAACAAAGUCAAACAGGGUCGCGAAACGUCGCGUUUCAACGCGCGUGGAGAAUCCGUUAUGAUGAUGGAGCACCUCUCCGAGCAAAAGGAUUGGCGCGAGACGAUGCAGCGCAAAGCAGAUGCUAUUUAUCAGCAGUAUCAUUUGGAAGAGGGCGAGGUGUCGGGUGAUGAUGACGAUGUGGUUGAUUGUGAGCAGUAUGCGUUGGAGAUGCAAGAACAAGAAAUGGAGGCGCUGUUGGAGAAUAUGCCAGCAGACAAUAAUAACAAUAGCAAUAGCAAUGGCUUGACGUCGCCGGCAAAGAGUGUGCGCUCGUUUUGUGACGAUGAGGACGAGGAGUUGGAGGAGUUGUUUGAUCAGCUUGGGGGUGACUACUCGCAAGACAUGGACAUGUCGGGGUAA